This is a messenger RNA of Racocetra fulgida, 209 nucleotides long. Lineage: Eukaryota; Fungi; Glomeromycota; Glomeromycetes; Diversisporales; Gigasporaceae. The record is from the annotation of a GenBank genome assembly.
UGUUUGUUUCUUAUGCUAAUAUAAUUGAGACAACACCUGAUGACCUUAACUCCGAACAAAAAAUUGAUGAAGAAACAUCAUGUAGGUUUCUUGAAGAUAAUUACGAUGCAUGCAAAAUUACUCUUCGGGAUAUUAUAGAUGAAGUUGGAAGCGAAAACAUAAAAGAAGUCUGGAGAAUCUCUGAUAUCCAUAAAGAAAAAAGGACUUAA